AUCUUCCCCAUUCGUCAAGACCUUCUUUUGCUCCCCCAUUCUUCCCCGCAAACGCAACACAAGGCAGGCACUCUCAAUGUCGUACUCUGACUACGGUGACAAUGACCCGAUCUAUGGCGACGAUCUUGCGGACGAGGACCGCGAGUCGCGUCCACGACUUAUGCUGAUGGGGCUGAGGCGAAGCGGGAAAUCAAGCAUUCAGCGCGUGGUCUUUCACAAGAUGUCCCCCACGGAGACACUGUUCCUCGAGAGUACUUCAAAGAUCAACAAGGACAAUAUCCACUCAUUCAUAGAUUUUCAGGUGUGGGACUUCCCUGGUCAAAUGGAUUUUUUCGAUCCCACGUUCGACACAACGGCCAUCUUUGGCGAGGUUGGGGCGCUGGUCUUUGUGAUCGACUCUCAGGACGACUACAUGGACGCUUUGGUAAGGCUGCACUCGACUGUUGUUGCUGCCUACCGUGUGAACCCAAACAUCACGUUCGAGGUCUUUAUCCACAAAGUCGACGGACUGUCGGAAGACUACAAAAUUGAUACCCAAAGAGAUAUUCAGCAGACGACGACGGACGAGUUGGCAGACGCUGGAUUGGAGAAUGUGCAGCUGGCAUUCUAUCUGACAUCGAUCUACGACCACUCGAUCUUCGAAGCCUUCUCCAAGGUUAUCCAAAAACUCAUCCCACAGCUGCCCACCCUCGAGAAUCUGCUCAACAUUCUUUGCGCGAACUCUGGCAUUGAAAAGGCGUUCUUGUUCGAUGUGAUUUCGAAGAUCUACAUUGCCACGGAUUCGUCUCCUGUGGACUCGCAGUCUUACGAGAUUUGUAGCGACAUGAUUGACGUGAUCAUCGAUAUCUCGUCUAUAUACGGACGGGCAGCCAUUGGAGCCAAGAGCCAGGCCUAUCUCGAAGAUCAGCAGGACGCUCAUGAUGACUGGACGAAUGUACAGGAUGAUCACAAAAAUAGCAAUGGGGCCAGCAACGGUCAGCGUGGAGGUGCAAAUGACAAUCAAUCACAGACGGUGGUUAGCACUAGCAGUCGGGCAGGAUCUUUGAACAACCAGCCAACGGCGACACAGAAUGGCAGCAACCACGAGGCGUUCUCGGUGAUCAAGCUUGGCAAUGGGACAGUGUUGUAUUUGCGGGAGGUUAACAAGUAUCUGGCGCUGAUCUGUUUGUUGAGGGCGGAGACGUUUGAGAAACAAGGGCUGAUCGACUACAAUGUGCACUGCUUCAAGGAGGCGAUGGACCAGGUAUUUGAGCUGAAGAGGGCAGAACGAACGAGAAGGGAGAUGGAGGCGCACCGGAUGAUGGAGCAGCAACAGCGACAUAAUGGAAUGUAUGGACAUGGAUAAGGCACUUCAAAAAAGUUGAAAGAAAAAAAAUAAAAAAAAAAAUAAAGCAAAGCGCCCCAUCAUGUUUACUGCCAUAUGCGUAAAAUGAUAAUAGGUUGCUCGCAAUUGCAUUUCCACGGUA
Gamsiella multidivaricata is the source of this 1466-nucleotide messenger RNA. RefSeq names its product Gtr1/RagA G protein conserved region-domain-containing protein. Gene Ontology annotation, biological process: regulation of autophagy; cellular response to amino acid stimulus; cellular response to starvation. Gene Ontology annotation, cellular component: nucleus; Gtr1-Gtr2 GTPase complex; fungal-type vacuole membrane. The transcript is spliced from 8 exons. The coding region runs from base 77 to 1345 and encodes 422 amino acids. NCBI's taxonomy places the organism in Eukaryota, Fungi, Mortierellomycota, Mortierellomycetes, Mortierellales, Mortierellaceae. The record is from RefSeq and is a predicted model, not a curated record. Gene Ontology annotation, molecular function: GTPase activity; GTP binding.